AUCACGGGCGCGACCGAGAGAGAUCCACCGUGGCUGUCCGGUGUGGUGACGCCGCGUGGCACCAUUGACUCUUCAUACUUGACUGCAUUGUUCGCUGACAAUCGUAACUACAUCCGGCUGCGCACUCGAUCAUACUCUGAAGAGGAUCUAGAUCGCGCCGGCGCACAUUAGUCAUCUUGCGGAGGAGCAAUCGCCGUGUGCUUGGAUCCCUCAGCCACAAUCAAACGCCAACCGCCACGUGUGUCACACCUGUGUCUCUUAAUAAAUGUCAUUAGGAUAUUUAUUUUCACACUUCUGUUAUGUGCAGGUGAAACAAUAAUGUUGACUAAUAUAAAAGGAUCUCAGUGUUUUAUAAACAUCAGUCAUAUCAAUUCUAUCACUGGAUAUCAAUCUAUUAUUUUAUUAUCGUCAAGUGGAGUCACUAAAAGAGUCUUGUAAAAAAUUAUGUUAUUAUCUUGACAAUAUAUACGAGGGAUUAGCUCCCACUAACAGUGAACGGAAGAGUCAUUUAAUAAUACGAUGUUUAUAUGGGGAAACAAUAAUUUGAAAUAUUAUUAAAUGUAUGAAUAACUAGAGGUCUUAGAGAAUUCACUUGAAUUCAUUGACCCACAUUUUCAUAGAUCGCGAUUACUUUUAAUCAGUGAUUUUAACAAGAUUAAGAAGUUUAGAAGAUAAAGUGACAUAUUAAUAUUACUAUCUAUAAAGUACCAGCAUAAUGGAUUCUUCAAGUACUGACGCCAGUAAAAUGUCUCUCUUGAAGCCGCAAGCACAGCAACUCAACAGCUCGCGUGUUGGACUGAUUCCUAAACCAGCAAGUAUCCGUAAAAUGAGUACAAUGCCUGAAGAAGAAAGUUCUGAAGAUUUCGACACAAGUAAUGCUCAUCAAAUUGCUGUUAUGAACUUGGGCCAACAUGAUAUUGAUUCUGAUUCUCCAAGUGAUCACGAACGUGAACGUGGAAGAUUAUUGAGUGCUGGGAGUCGAAGAAUUGUUAUUAAACCAGUUAGUACAGGAAGUAUUGGAUCAGGAAGUAAUGGAAAUGGUGGUAAAAAAAUUUAUUAUAGAACAGAUAGUUCAGAUAGCAUUCAUGAUAAAACAUCGAAAACAAAAGAAGAUGAAACAUUAUUAAGAAGAAAUGCAAGUCAAGGAUUAUAUCGCGAAAACUCGGUACAUGGAGGACGAAUAAGUAGAGGUGUUGAACUUUGCAGCAGUGGUCGUCAUAGAUAUCCAAGUAUGCGAUCUUUAAAGUCAAAUCAUACAGAUGAACAUCAUCAUCCUCCAGCAUCAAGUUGGGCGUCAAUUCCUUUUGCGGACACACCUCAAGGUCAAUCACCAGCUCGAGUACCUUUUCCGGAUUCCGUAUCAAUUCGUUCUCUUGCCUCAAUUGGUUUAGGAUCUUCUGAUGGCCGCAAAUUAACGAUCAGACGAGUUCCAACAUCUCCUUCCGAAUUACUCAAUAUGGUCCAUCCACCAACGCCAGUGGAUGAUGACUCGUCGACAUGUGAUAGUUAUGAUUACGGUAAUGCUGAUGAUUCAAGUGAUUAUCGUCAUCCAAAAAGACCUCAUUGGGCGAACAAGGCACAAUUUGUACUUGCGUGUAUUGGCUAUUCAGUAGGACUCGGUAAUGUCUGGAGAUUUCCGUACCUGUGUUACAACAGCGGUGGAGGAGUAUUCCUGAUUCCUUACUUUAUCAUUCUUGUGGUUUGUGGAUUUCCUCUGCUAUACAUGGAAUUAGCAAUUGGUCAAUUUACUCGUCGUGGUCCGAUUGGUGCUCUUGGCCAAAUUUGUCCUCUUUUUAAAGGUGCUGGUUUGUCAUCUGUGGUGAUAUCAUUCCUCCUGUCAACUUACCACAACGUGAUAAUAGCCUACGCAAUAUAUUAUUUAUUCACGGCUUUCAAAACCGAGCCGCCUUGGUCGAAUUGCAAUCAUUCCUGGAAUACACCUGCUUGCUGGCAUCCUGAGAACAACGAUAAUCGUAGUAGACCUAAUACAUCCCGGACACCUUCGGAGGAAUUUUUCGACAAGAAAGUACUGCAGAUAAGCUCUGGAAUUGAGGAGCCUGGAAUACUAAGAUGGGAGCUAGUCGCUUGCUUGAUAACAGCCUGGGUGAUGGUUUACUUCUCCAUAUGGAAAUCAAUCAAGUCUUCAGCACAAGUCAGAUACCUUACUGCUACACUUCCAUUCCUCCUUAUUUUUGGAUUUCUCUUACGGUCUCUGACACUUCCGGGUGCUGACAAAGGUCUUCAAUUCUUCUUUCGACCUCAAUGGGAACUUUUGGGUAAUGCCAAGGUCUGGGUUAACGCAGCUGCACAAAUAUUUAAUUCUUAUGGUAUUGCCUUUGGAUCAAUGAUAUGUUUUGCAAGUUACAAUAAAUUUCAUAACAAUAUUUUCAUCGAUACACUUGCAGUUUCAUUAAUAAAUGCACUUAGUUGUUUACUCGUUGGAAUAUUUGCUUUUGCUGUCAUUGGCAAUAUCGCGUUAGAGCAGAACACCACCGUCAAAGCGGUACUCUCUGAUGGACCGGGUCUGGUGUUUGUCGUGUACCCUCAGGCCUUGGCAAAAAUGCCCGCGUCCCAAUUAUGGGCUGUUUUAUUCUUCUUCAUGCUCGUUUGCCUUUCAUUGAAUAGUCAAUUUGCAGUUGUUGAGGUUGUAGUGACGUCAAUACAGGAUGGAUUUCCCAACUGGGUAAAGAAAAAUUUACUCUGUCACGAGAUGCUUGUUCUUAUCAUUUGCGCAGUAUCAUUUGUCUGUGGAUUACCUAAUGUGUCGCAGGGAGGAAUAUUUUUCUUUCAGCUAAUUGACCAUUAUGCCGCAUCCAUUUCAAUAAUGUUUCUAGCAUUUUUUGAAGUAAUAGCAAUCUCCUGGUUUUAUGGAGUACGUAGACUAUGCAGUAAUGUUUCAGAAAUGACUGGAAGGGUUCCAUCAAUGUAUAUUCAAUUUUGUUGGUUCAUAGCAGCACCACUUCUAAUUAUGGCUGUUUGGGUAUUUAGUUUAAUUGAUUAUCGACGUCCAACAUAUGGGAAUGGAGCUUAUCAAUAUCCAUGGUGGGCAGAAGCCAUUGGUUGGGGAAUAGCGUCCUUGUCUCUGAUCUGCAUUCCAGCAUUCGCUGUUUACGUACUCAUUAGAUCCGAGGGCAUUACUUUCACUGAGAAGCUUCGUAAUUCUAUUAGACCAUCUUUUGAAGCAUGUAAGAUGUGUAGACAAGAAUAUUGUACUCAACCAUUACACAACAUCGAAGACCAAGUUGUUAAACAACCACUCCAAGAAAUGAAUAGUCUGAUUCAGUCAGUUCCAGUAAAUUUUAUUGCUGAAAAGCCACAAACAUAACGUUAAUCAUAGUUUAGUUAUCUAAUGAAAUUUGAUUUUAUUAUAAAUAUUAUAUUGUAUUAUAAAUGAUAUGAAUAUUUUAAUAGAUCAUUAGAAGUGCCAAAUUAAUUUACGGCUGACCAAAGAAUGGCCAAUUAGAGAUUAAAAAUCAUCAGCCGAAUAGUUUCAGUAGAUUAUGUAUAUUAUUAUAUCAAUAUUUUAUUUGAAAUUUUUACAAAAAGUAAUUAUUCAAUUUCUUGAUGGCAUUAAAUUUAUUUUAAAUAAGAAAAAUAAUAAUAAAAAAUAAACUAUUUCUACUCAAUAAAAUAAACAGAGCCAUCGAACGACACAAAUAUUCUUGACAAUAAUAAAUGUAUUUAUGAUUGAUUAAGGAUAUUUAGAAAUAUCCUAUAGAAUUAUAGAAUAAAUAGAAAUCAAAUCAAUUGCCCAAUUUUUGAAAAAUAAUUAAAAAAAUUUAA
Molecule: messenger RNA, 3783 nt
Organism: Chelonus insularis
Lineage: Eukaryota; Metazoa; Arthropoda; Insecta; Hymenoptera; Braconidae
Gene: ine
Product: sodium- and chloride-dependent GABA transporter ine-like
Exons: 12
Coding region: 716-3325 (869 amino acids)
Biological process (GO): sodium ion transmembrane transport
Cellular component (GO): plasma membrane
Source: RefSeq, a predicted model, not a curated record